This is a messenger RNA of Aspergillus alliaceus, 1620 nucleotides long. RefSeq names its product flavin-containing monooxygenase. The coding region runs from base 1 to 1620 and encodes 539 amino acids. The transcript has 9 exons. Gene Ontology annotation, molecular function: NADP binding; N,N-dimethylaniline monooxygenase activity; flavin adenine dinucleotide binding. The record is from RefSeq and is a predicted model, not a curated record. Lineage: Eukaryota; Fungi; Ascomycota; Eurotiomycetes; Eurotiales; Aspergillaceae.
AUGGCUGCAGCUGAUUCCCCGAACACGAUUAUCAUCGGUGCCGGUCCUGGAGGCAUAUCCUUGGCGUACCGGCUGAGACAUGAACUCGGGUUUGACGACUUCCUAAUGUAUGAUAAACUCGACGGUGUAGGAGGAACAUGGAGGUGCAACACCUAUCCGGGCUGUGGCUGUGAUCUCCCUUCACAUCUAUACUCCUUCAGCUUCAACCUAAAUCCCAACUGGUCAAAAGAGCUCUGCGAGCAGCCAGAGAUUCUACAAUACAUCGAAGACACAGUCGACAAAUUCGAUCUCCGCAAGCAUGUCAUUCCCUCUGUUGAAUGCACAGGCGCAGUAUGGGACGAGAAGAGCGAAAAAUGGACAGUCCAUUUCCGCGACGUGAAAACAGAUCUCAAGUUCGUGUGCUAUGCUAGUAUCUUUGUUUCAGCCGUCGGGGCCAUCUCUUUGCCCCGCGAAAUUCACUUCAAGGGUAUGGAGCAGUUCAGGGGCCCCAUCAUUCAUACAGCACGGUGGGAUCACUCGGUCGACUAUAACGGAAAGCGCGUGGCGGUCAUUGGCAACGGCUGCAGCGCAGCACAAGUCGUCCCAGCCCUAGCUGAAAAAGCCGCCUUCGUGCAGCAAUAUGCCCGCAGUGCGCAAUGGUACCACCCACGGCCAAACCACCAGUUCACUGUAGCCGAGAAAUGGGCCUUCCGCUGGAUCCCCCUCUGGCAGCGCUGGCUGCGUCUCCAGAUUUUCAUGAAAGCAGAGAAAGAAUCGAAUACGUACUUUCCUACACCCGAAGGCGUUACUGCUCGGUUGGCCGCCGAGGCCGAAUCGAAGGAGUAUAUUUUAAGUCGCACGCCAGAGAAGUACUGGCAGUUUAUUGUGCCAAUUUUUCCUCUUGGUUGCAAGCGCCGCAUCUUUGACCCGGAUUACUUGGAGAGCCUGCAUAAAUCCAGUGUUGUGCUACGGAACGAGGGGAUCCAGGAGUUCACAGAGAAUGGUAUCAUUGGUUCCUCCGGGGUCGAGGAUGCAUUCGACAUUGUAGUCCUUGCCACAGGUUUCCAAGUCUCGCAGUUCCUUGCGCCCAUGGAAAUCAAGGGCAAGGGAGGGAUCUCCCUGAAUCAGCAGUGGGAAGAGUCUCGCGGCGCGCAGGCUUACUUUGGUACUUAUGUGCAUAAUUUUCCGAAUAUGGCGAUUAUCUUCGGACCCAACAGCUUCCCUGCAAAUAACUCGGCCCUUUUCGCCUGCGAAACUCAGGUCGUCUUCGCAGUAAAAUCCCUGUUCGUCCCCAUCCUCGACCGCCGAACCGGCAUCGUGGAGGUAAAGCAAUCUGCUGAAGAAAAGCACACGAAUCUAAUCCACCAGCGGCUGAAGGAUACUGUUUUCUCGGGCGACUGCUCAAACUGGUAUAUCGGCAAACACGGGCGCAAUGCCGCCUCUUGGCCUGCAAAGGCCGCGAAGUUCUGGUUCGAAACUUAUUUCCCAGACUGGAGCGCGUUUAUCUGGAAGGGCGGUACCAUUUUCUGGCCUGUGCAUCGGGUUAAGAGGUGGCUGAAGAUGAAUCGCGGGGCUGUGUCCGGAAUGCGGCUGUUGCUGAUGCGCUCAGAGCCGGGCUGCGAGGUCUCCGCACUCAGGUAG